Messenger RNA from Calypte anna (Anna's hummingbird), 2203 nucleotides. RefSeq names its product beta-1,4-galactosyltransferase 4 (gene B4GALT4). Gene Ontology annotation, biological process: carbohydrate metabolic process. The record is from RefSeq and is a predicted model, not a curated record. Gene Ontology annotation, molecular function: glycosyltransferase activity. NCBI's taxonomy places the organism in Eukaryota, Metazoa, Chordata, Aves, Apodiformes, Trochilidae. The transcript has 8 exons. Bases 573 to 1631 code for a protein of 352 amino acids.
CCACUUUCGGGCGGUAGCGGCCCGGCGGCGAGUCCCGAUCCCCGCAGCCCCCCUGACCGCCGGCGGGGGACGAGGCUGAAACGGGCCGUCCAACACCAGCGUGGUGGCUCGACCCAGGCGGGAGCCUUGGGCAGAGAUGCGCCCUCUCCUCGUUUGCUCCUUGCUUCACCAAGUGCGUUUUUGUUGCUCUGGAAUCACAAGUCAUAGUAAAAACUCCAACCUUCAUUACAGCUAGAAAAUCUACUUAUUCCGUGACUGAACACGUGAAAAGUCCUGCUGCCGUUUCCACCCUCAGCUGAUGUGCCAGAUGGAGAAGACCUGGGCCACCCGAGUCUAUGUCAGAAGGCUCCUCCUGCAGGUUGAACUGUAUUUUCCAACAUUUGAAGAGCAAAAACAGCACUAUGGCUCCAUGAACUAUGAAACUGCAGGAAGUGUGGCAGCCCUCCCUACCUCCAGCUUUCCUUCCUUACUGUGACGUUCUUCUCAGGACCUUUCAUUUCAUCCCCACUGGGCAUACAGUGGCCUGACUCGGGAUCAGAGCAGAGGAAACAGUUUGCAGAUCAGGGAGAGCCAUGGCCUUGAGGUUGUAUGUCUUCCAUCUCUUCCAUAAGUUCAAAAUGUUGGUGCUCAUCACUUUGUGUUUUGUGGUGCUAUGGGCCACAUUCAGUUACUUUGUGGACUCCAGACAGGAAAUUUCUAAGGCUAGGAGCCUGGUGCAGGAUUUCAGAAAGUUAAUAAGCCUGGAGGACAGCAAGAAGGAAGAGAAGAUUGAAUCAAUUGCGAAAGUUCCCACAGUGACAUCAUUUCAGGAUUUCUGCCCAGAGCUGUCUCCCUACCUGCGAGGUGCCAGCAAACUCACUUUCAAAGCAUCCCUAACACUAGAAGAAGUGCAAAAGGAGAACCCUCAGGUAACCAAGGGCCGGUAUCACCCUACAGAGUGCUCAGCAUUGCAGCGUGUGGCCAUCAUCAUCCCACACCGCAAUCGAGAGAAGCACCUGCUCUACCUUCUGCAGCACCUCCACCCCUUCCUACAAAGGCAGCAGCUGGACUAUGGCAUCUAUGUUGUUCACCAGGCUGGCAGCACCAAAUUUAAUCGAGCUAAACUGCUGAAUGUAGGAUACCUAGAGGCCUUAAAAGAAGCGAACUGGGACUGUUUCAUUUUCCAUGAUGUGGAUCUGGUGCCAGAAAAUGACUUAAACAUUUACAUGUGUGACACACAACCAAAGCACCUUGUAGUUGGCAGGAACAAUACUGGAUACAGGUUACGGUACCCAGGAUAUUUUGGUGGUGUGACUGCUCUUACCAGAGAUCAGUUUACCAGGGUGAAUGGAUUCUCUAACAGCUACUGGGGAUGGGGUGGAGAAGAUGAUGACCUUCGAAUCAGGGUUGAGAUGCAGAAGAUGAAAGUGGUGAGGCCAUCUGCUGAGGUAGCCAGGUACACAAUGAUCUUCCACAAGCGAGACCAAGGUAAUGAGGAGAAUGCAGAGAGAAUGAAGCUUCUAGGCCAGGUAUCCAGAACGUGGAAAACAGAUGGGCUGAAUUCUUGUUCAUAUAAACUGCUGUCAGUGGAACACAACCCUUUGUAUGUCAACAUCACAGUGGAUUUCAGCAUGCAGCCCAAGAUCUCAUAAGGGCAUGCACCGCACAGAGUAUCAGAAAUGGCAACAGAUCAUGUUUGUGGUUACUGUUACAGCAGGUGACUCCUGCCAGUCUGCUUUAAAGAGCACUUCAGAAGCAGAGAAGAAUCUUUCUCUUCACAGCAUCUGAUUGGUUGGUUGAGAAUUUUCUUUUGUGAGGGACUGGUCCCUGGGUACUUCUAUGCACUUUCUGCUGGGACAUUUGCAAAGGUGUCCUUGUUUGGGCUGGUCCAGUGGAAGAACAUAGAGUUUAUGUCUCCUGAAAAAAUGUUCUUGCAGCUAUUCUGAACUUACUUUUUUGUAGGCAGAAGACAGUCUUGUGCUGUCAACACUGCUGUAACUUCAAAAGGAACAGGACAGUCUUUUUUCAGUAAAACCACAGGAAUUCUUCAACUACAGACUCACUGAGAAAAGCUAUUUUUUCUUAGGCUGUGGAAAAACUGCUUAUGUCUGUGGGAAGGGCAAUAAUGGUAAUAGGUGAGAUGCUAAAAAUCUCUAAAUAAACACACUCCAUUGAAUUCAAAGUGCUUUUCUUGUCUUUCAUGAGCCCAGCUCACCCUGCUGUA